This is a messenger RNA of Procambarus clarkii (red swamp crayfish), 2315 nucleotides long. Lineage: Eukaryota; Metazoa; Arthropoda; Malacostraca; Decapoda; Cambaridae. The record is from RefSeq and is a predicted model, not a curated record.
GGAGGAGGAGUCUCGCAGCGGGCGAGAUCACACGAGAGAAGCUACCGAGCUGGAGCACCCGGGCUCCCUCUCCUCCUCCUGCUGCUGCUGCUGCUGCUGGUGCUGUGUUGUGUUGUUGUUGUGUGUCCUCCACACCACCUGCCACACUGCCUCCACCCCCACACUACUCAGCCAUGAGUGAAGACAACACCGAGAUCAAAGGAGAACAAGAAGUGGAUCUCAUGGAAGAGCUGUUGGAUUCUGCGGAAAAUUUUGAUGAACUCAAUGAUGUUUCUGAUGAUAAGAGCAACAAACGUCGGAAGAAAGUUGCCGAGUCUAAGGAUGCCUUGUCUAAGGUUAAAAAGGACGAGAGUAAAGAAGUUGCAGCUAAGAGAGCAAAGCUGAAGGAGAAACAGGAAGCAGCACGUGCUAAGAGAGAGGGCAAGAAGAAACCCAAGACUGUUAAGAAGGAUACUGAGGGUGAUGAAGGAGACAAGACAGGUGAAGGUGAAGGAGAAAUGGAGUUUGAUACUAGAAGUGAAGCAUCUUCUGAUCACCAGUUCUCUGACGACGAGCCAUCCAUGAGCGAGGCAUCCAGGGCGUCGUCCAUCUCAAGGGAAUCCUCAAUCGAGAAAGAAGAAAUGGAAGAUAAAGAAGACAACAGGAAACGCAAGCGUAGUGCUUCAGAAAGUUCCAUCAAGAGCAGUGAGGAUCGUGAGUACUUAGAACUACAGUAUUCUGUUCUUGGUAUGGUCAUGAUGUGCACUCUACAUAUUUCCAUAGCUCUUUACUUUGGCAAAUUGGCUCCACCCAAGAAAUUAUUCAUUGUAAACCUGGUUAAAGAAGCCAGGAAUGUAAUACUCAUAUUCUCCAUUAAGGAGAGUGGACGCUUUUGUGGGUUUGCGCGACUUGCUGGUGAAUCUCGAAGAGACCUUCCUCCUGUUACAUGGGUUUUACCACCAGGAUUAUCAGCACGUGCCCUUGGAGGAGUUUUUGAACUGGACUGGAUCUCUAGGAGAGAUUUGUCCUUCACUAAAACACAACAUCUUUAUAAUCCUUGGAAUGAGGGCAAACCAGUUAAGAUUGGCAGAGAUGGUCAGGAAAUUGAACCACGUGUAGCAGAGGAACUGUGUCGACUCUUUCCCAAAGAUGAAGGAAUUAAUCUCACACCUGUUUUGCACAAGAGUAAACGUGCUGCUCGAGUGGCCCAUGCUAGGGGUCCACUUCGUCGGCCGCUACAAUCAACAGGAGACCGCCGAGGCCGUCCCAGAGAACGUGGAAGCUUCAGAGGUCGGGGGGACAUUGGCUUCAGUCGUGGUGGCGGUCGACGACGGAGAUAUGAUGGAGAUGAUUAUGGUCCGAGAGUGAAACGAUUGCGAGGGCCACCAAAUUUCAGGGGCAGAACUGAAAAACCAGCAAACACAUAUAAUCGUGAGCGCGUGAGGGAGAGAUCACCUGUAUAUCGCAAUGUACCUCGGAGAGAAGGGUCUUCUUACAAUGGUACAAGCAGUCAUAAACUGUGUUUGGAAUCUUCAUUGCAGACGUAUCAAGACUUUAUGAGAGAGAUGCGAGACUUCCACUCUCGUGCUCCCAGCAAUCUUCCUCCCAUGGCUUUUCCUCCACCGCCACCUUUUGAUCCAAUUGGCCCGCCUCGAUAUUAUGAUGGGCCACCAUUGCCAGAGUACCCAGCAUCACGAUCACGUUCUGAAAAGAGACCUUCAGCUGAUCCCUACGACCGCAGUGUGGAUGAGUUCUUGCAGCGGACCAGGGAUCGACGGGAACGAAGUCGUGAACGUCGAUAUCGAGAACGUAGAUAAAGUAAACAUUUUAUAUAUACAGUAACUUUUGUAAGGUUUUAAUAAAUAUUGAAUGGACCAAACUGAAGUGGUAGACACUACAAGUCGGCUUAAGAUGUGUGGCAGAUGGUGGAGGUGAACAAAAUAUUAAUAUAGAAAAUAGCAAUGGAAAAGCAAGAGAGGAUAUACGAAAAUAUGUAAAAACCAUUCAUGCUUCCAAGAAGUAUUUUGGAUAGCUACCUCACUUAUUACCUCUGGCGAGUGAGUUAGGAUACAUUAUUCAUGAUUAGUUAUAUAUCAUUUUUUUGCAAGGUGUUUGUCUUGACAUUACACAUAUAAGAAAAUUCUCCCUUUUGUAAUACAUAUUAAUGCAACUGCUUUUAUUAUUAUUAUUAUUAAUUAUUAUUAAUAUUUGUAUAUAAGUAAGGCAAUUGUGUAUUUGUUUUUCAUAAUACAGUAUCUAGAUGUAUAGCAUAAAACAAGAGUGCAAAUAGAGUUUAUAAGGCAUUCGUAUACUAAUUAAAAACAUUACUGAAAUUA